This is a messenger RNA of Pterocles gutturalis (yellow-throated sandgrouse), 384 nucleotides long. RefSeq names its product secreted LY6/PLAUR domain containing 1 (gene SLURP1). The transcript has 3 exons. Bases 1 to 384 code for a protein of 127 amino acids. NCBI's taxonomy places the organism in Eukaryota, Metazoa, Chordata, Aves, Pterocliformes, Pteroclidae. Gene Ontology annotation, molecular function: acetylcholine receptor inhibitor activity. The record is from RefSeq and is a predicted model, not a curated record.
AUGAAGACACUUCUGGUUGGGCUCCUGCUUGGCCUGGCAUCCGUGGAGUUGGCCCAGUCCUUACGAUGUUAUACGUGCAGGAACCAAAAGGAUAUUGCUGAAUGCAGAACAAUCACCAUAUGCCCCCCGUCAGCCAGGGUGUGCACAACAACGAUGCACUCUGUAGACUCAGGUUACCCCUUUUUCCUCAAUGUGACCGUGACGAGGGGCUGUGCGGACGAGUGCAUCCACUCUAAUGCAAUAGGGGCGACCAGACACACAUCAUGCUGCUACACCGACCUCUGCACCGAUGAAGUCAGGAGCACCAACGGGGUGGGAAGAGGCUCUGCAGCGCUGGGUCUGAUGGCCAUGGUUGUCAGCACGCUCCUCCAGUGUGCUCUGUAA